UCGUCGGCGCUUUGCAUCCGUCCCCUUCGACCAGAAAUCGUGGGCGGCGCGUCCAAUGCUGUGCGAUUUUCGUCGAAAAAAUCGCAUCUACCCCGGUGCGUUCGCCGCCGUUUUUUGGCAAAAAGACGUGUCGCGGCGGAAACCGUGGACUUUCGCGAAAAAAACUACCAAACAUCCGUCACGUCCAUCGGUUAUUAUCGAUUUUACGAACAGGUGUGUUGCCCGCGCGGCUAACGGGCACGCUCCGCCGCAGUGGGCAUGACUGUCAACCGCCGCGGUGUACGGCGAUAUUCCCUAGCAUUUCCUGCAGCGUAGAACCGACGGUAUUUCCCGCACUACCCGUUCAGUUUUGUGCGACCGAGGUCUCUAUUAAAAUAAACGUGUGGCUUAUCGAAUAUAUUGUACUUACCUUAUAUUAGCUAUACCUACAUCGCAUUAUAUUAUACGUGAUCGUCAACACAGUCGUACGUUAAAUUCAUUAUAAUAAAAUAAUAACGCGUGUACCGCUGUCAACUGACCCAUAAUAAUAAUACCUAUACAUAUAUAUAAUUAUAAUUAUAUAUAUAUAUUGUAUAGGAAUAGGAAGGUUUUUUUUACAUUAAUAGUUAUAGUAUAGCGUAUUUUACGUCACGAUAUCGAUUAUAAGCAGUGUAGAAAAAGCUCUGCAGGACGAUCCCGUAAAUGUUUCAAGUGCGUGAUAGUAUCGUUCGCGAUCAACAAACGACGUAUAAGCGAUUUAUUACAGCAACAGAAGUAUAUUAGAAAUUGACCAUAAUUGUUUAUUGUGGCUAUCGCAAUAGCUCGACGAAGGGGACGCAAUGGUUUGUGUGCCCUUGGUACCGCCUUGGUUAGACACUGGCUGACUAGUUUUUUGAUGGGAUCGUUAUUCGCAUCGUUAAUCAUAUACUAUGCUGUAUUAAACCAACGAGUUCCAGCCUUAACAUACGUGGAAAGUAGCAACUACGAAGUUCGAGAACAUGAAUCAACGUCAGAAGCCAUGGAAAAAGAGCUGAGAUUAUUAAGAAGGCAACUUAGUAUGACACAAAAUCAUUUAUUAGCUGCAAUGAAGACGUCACUGUUUCCGGUUUCACCAACUGAUUCACCACAGUUAUUACCAGAGACUCCUGCGCCUUGCUCUUCUCAAAAAAUUAAAGACACGAUAGAUAAAUGCGAAGUGAUUGAAGUCGGAAUCGUGUGUGCUGGUUAUAAUUCUACACGUUCAGUAGUAACGCUAAUCAAAUCAAUACUAUUUUAUCGUAAAAACCCAUUAAGAUUUCAUUUCGUCGUAGAUGUUAUAUCAAGAAAAAUUUUAAAAACUUUGUUCGAUACUUGGAAAAUACCCCAAUUGGAGAUAGAGUUUUAUCCAGCUGAAAAAAUUAUAGCUGAUGUCUCUUGGAUAAAUAACAAGCAUUAUUCUGGGGUCUAUGGUUUGAUGAAACUAUGCUUAACUCAAGUAUUUCCAGACACGUUGAAACAGGUCCUAGUUUUGGAUACAGAUAUUACUUUCGCAACGGAUAUUGCUCAAUUGUGGUCUAUGUUAAAAAGUUUUAAAAAAGGACAAUCGUUAGGAUUGGUCGAGAAUCAAAGCGAUUGGUAUCUUGGCAAACUAUGGAAAAAACAUAAGCCAUGGCCUGCGCUCGGCCGAGGUUACAACACGGGUGUGAUAUUGAUGGACUUACGAAAAUUACGUUUAAUUGGCUGGAACGGAUUAUGGAGAUCUGUUGCAGUAAAAACUCUAGUCACGCAUUACUGGACCAGUCUGGCUGAUCAAGACAUUUUUAACACAAUUAUUAAAGAACGACCGGAACUUCUAUACCCCAUGCCAUGCCAAUGGAAUGUGCAACUCAGUGACAAUACUAGGAGUGAACUGUGUUACGCCGAAGUUAUCGAGUUAAAGAUAAUUCAUUGGAAUUCACCAAAAAAGCUAAAAGUUAAAAACAAACAUGUUGAAUUUUUUCGAAAUUUAUAUCUUACAUUCCUGGAGUACGAUGGAAACUUGCUUCAGAGAGAAUUAUUUGGUUGUAAUUAUUCAUCUACUAUUCAAGAUGUACCGGAAAUUAGUGAAGAUGAUCUUUGUUACGAGUUCAGAAGAGCUGGCAUGGCUAGUCUAAGGACUCACUUAUAUUUUUUGGAUUUCGAAUACCAGUCAUCACCAGAUGAAUGCGACAUUACACUGGUCGCCCAGCUAUCGAUGGAUAGACUUCAAAUGGUUGAAAUGUUAUGCGAGUAUUGGGAUGGUCCAAUAAGUUUAAGUCUUUAUAUGUCCGAUGCCGAGGCUCAACAGUUUUUGAGCUACGCUCAAAAUUCUGAAGUGCUAAGGAAUCGUAAAAAUAUUGGAUACCACGUAGUUUAUAAGGAAGGGGACUUUUACCCCAUAAAUUUACUGAGGAAUGUUGCUUUGGAAAAUGUCGUAACACCCUAUGUAUUCUUAUCUGACAUCGAUUUCUUGCCAAUGAGCGGACUAUACUCGUAUUUGAAAAAGUACAUAUUUAUAAUGAACAUCAAGUCUUCCGAUAAAGCGUUAGUCGUACCUGCCUUUGAAACUCAAAGAUAUAGAACUGCAUUUCCGCAAACAAAAGCCGAUAUACUGAGAAUGUUGGACGACGGAGCAUUAUUCUCAUUUAGGUAUCAUGUGUGGCCAAAAGGGCACGCGGCAACAAAUUACGCCAAAUGGAAAGGAUCUACUGUUCCGUACAAAGUAUCAUGGGAACCAGAUUAUGAACCCUAUGUAGUGGUACGCAGUGAUGUUCCAAGAUAUGAUACCAGAUUUGUCGGUUUCGGCUGGAACAAAGUCUCACAUAUCAUGGAGCUUGAGGCUCGAGGGUACACUUUUAUUGUUCUUCCAAAUGCGUUUAUAAUUCAUAUGCCUCACGCGCCGAGUUUCGAUAUUGCCAAAUUUCGAGGGUCAUCUCAAUAUAGAAGAUGCUUAAAAAUUCUUAAGAACGAGUUCAUAGAAGACUUACGCAUAAGAUAUUCAAAACGAUUGAAUCACACCGAGAGUUAAAUUCAAAUUAAUUUUUUUAAAACAAAAUAAUAUGUAUGUCUUAUUGCGACCCGCAUUAUCUUUUUAGACCAAAAUAUCGUUUAUAUUUAUUUAUAAAGCAGUUGUUUUUUUUCGUUCGAAAUAUGCGUUGAUUUCUAGCUCAAUAGAUUAUAAUUAAUUAAUAGUAUAUUAAAUAUUUAUUUAUUUUUUAAAUAUUUGUAAUUUUUAUAAUACGUUGUAUUUUAUUGUUGUGUAAAAUGUUCCUGUUUUGGUUUUCAAAAUAAUUGUAUAAUAGCUAUUUAUAAAAUUUGUCUGGAUCAAAAUAAAUGAAGUGUUAUUUUUUCUUUAAUGUA
Molecule: messenger RNA, 3336 nt
Organism: Acyrthosiphon pisum (pea aphid)
Lineage: Eukaryota; Metazoa; Arthropoda; Insecta; Hemiptera; Aphididae
Product: LARGE xylosyl- and glucuronyltransferase 1
Exons: 14
Coding region: 875-3004 (709 amino acids)
Biological process (GO): protein O-linked glycosylation via mannose
Cellular component (GO): Golgi apparatus
Molecular function (GO): xylosyltransferase activity; glucuronosyltransferase activity
Source: RefSeq, a predicted model, not a curated record